GCGGUAGCGCCCAGGUGGCCCCCCCUCCACCUGGCAUCGCCCGGCCGUGCCCCUUCUGUGGAAAGUCCUUCCGGCGCAGCGACCACCUCCGCAGCCACAUCCGGACGCACACCGGCGAGAAGCCCUUCGCAUGUCCCGUGUGCCCGUAUCGCGCCGCGCAGAAGAUUACCAUGGACCGCCACGUUCGCAGGCACCACAUUCAGCAACAGCAGCAGCAGUUGCAACAGCAGCAGCAGCAACAGCAGUUGCAGCAGCAAGACUAAGAGCGGAACGGCGUGGCCUGGGAGGGCGCGAGGUGGGCGUGGGCGCCUUCUCGCUGACGCGGGCGCUGCGCAGCGCCUCCAACAGCGACGACGGCCUGGGCAUCGUGGGCUCGGCGCUGCACCUGGCCGCGGGCGUGGGCGCCGACGGGCUCACGUGCCCCUUCUGCGGGCGGCGCAGCAAGCGGCGCGACCACCUGCGGCUGCACAUCCGCACGCACACCGGCGAGAAGCCCUACCGCUGCCCCUACUGCGACCGCCGCACCAACCAGAAGAACAACCUCAAGCUGCACAUCAGGAACGUGCAUCCGGGCCAGCCAGCGGACUUCUGAGACGGGCGCGCGCGCGCUCACUCGCUCUCUCUCCCUCUCUCCCGCCCCCCCCCCCCUCUCUCUCUCUCUCUCUCUCUCUCUCUCUCUCU
Molecule: messenger RNA, 681 nt
Organism: Penaeus monodon (black tiger shrimp)
Lineage: Eukaryota; Metazoa; Arthropoda; Malacostraca; Decapoda; Penaeidae
Product: zinc finger protein 219-like
Exons: 2
Coding region: 131-592 (153 amino acids)
Biological process (GO): regulation of transcription by RNA polymerase II
Molecular function (GO): RNA polymerase II cis-regulatory region sequence-specific DNA binding; DNA-binding transcription factor activity
Source: RefSeq, a predicted model, not a curated record